Linum tenue is the source of this 3849-nucleotide messenger RNA. Lineage: Eukaryota; Viridiplantae; Streptophyta; Magnoliopsida; Malpighiales; Linaceae. The record is from the annotation of a GenBank genome assembly.
CCCGUCCUGUAAGUAACCUCUUCCGUUCCCGUUUCUUUCCCUGCGUUCACGACCAGUCCAGCAGCGCCGCCAUAUCCUUUGAACUUGAAAUAAUAGGAGGCAGAACAGAAGGAAUCGUUUCUAGCCUUCGAACAAGAGGAACACAUGUCUCGAAUAUGUGUGAAGAACUUGGCAAAAUAUGUGACUGAAGAUCAACUGCGAGAACAUUUUUCUCUAAAGGGAGACGUAACAGAUGCCAAGCUAAUGCGAACCAAAGAUGGUAAGAGCAGGCAGUUUGCUUUUAUUGGGUUCCGCACAGAAUCUGAAGCUGAAGAAGCUAUCAGACACUUCAAUAGAUCUUUCCUCGGCACAUCAAGAAUUGAGUGUGAGAUUGCGCGAAGACAUGGGGAUCCAAACAUUCCUCGACCAUGGAGUCGUCAUUCAUUGAAGAAAGAUGGAGAAGCAACUGCAGAGGACAACAAAGUUCCAAGUGCUGUUAGUUCGAAGGUUAAGGGUUCCAAGGUGGAUGCAAAGGAUGAUAAGGAAGGCAAUGAUAAUGAUGAUCUGCAGCUACGAGAAUUUCUUGAGGUCAUGAAACCACGUGCUAAGUCAAAAUUGUGGGCAGAUGACUCUCUAAUUGCCGCAGUAGCUGACCAAAAUGGCAAAGUUAGCAAAAAGCCAAGUCAAAAGGAGAAAGUCAGCAAAGAAGAGCCAGUUUCUCUGGAUGUCGAGUUAGAGGAAAGUGCUACUGAAAAGCUGAGGAAUGAUACAGUCGUCUCGGAUAUGGAUUAUUUUAAAAGUAGAGUCAAGAAGGAUUGGGCAGAUUCAGACAAUGAUAGCGAUGGUGAUGGUUUGGAUGACGAAGGUCAUGGUGAUGAUGAUGUCAGAAGUUCACCUAAUCAAAGUCUUAAUAAGAAUAAUGAUCUACAAGUAGAUAGAUUCUCUAAAGAUAUAGACCUGGCCGAGGUAAAAGAAGGAAUCCCUCCUGCAGGAUUCAAUGACAAAACUGAUGACUCUCCGAACUUCGAAGAUGAGGAUUUUGAGGCUGGACGGUUGUUUAUAAGAAACCUAUCAUAUUCAGCGACAGAGGAUGAACUAGAACAGCACUUUAGCCAGCUUGGAGACACCUCAGAGGUUCAUCUUGUUGUUGACAAGGAUACAAAGCAGUCAAAAGGAUUUGCAUAUGUUCGCUACGCACGUGCAGAAUCUGCAGCUAGGGCAUUGGAGGAAUUGGACAAGACAAUUUUCCAGGGCAGGUUGUUGCAUAUAAUGCCAGCAAAAAAGAAAUAUACAGCUGAUAAGGAAGAGCCUCGUAUUCCCCAAGACCUAGGUUCAAAAACCCUAAAACAGCGGAGGGAGGACCAAAAAAAGGCAGCCGAAGCUGGUGGAGAUACAAGAGCAUGGAAUAGUUUGUUUAUGCGUUCUGAUACAGUUGUUGAGAACAUUGCCAGAAGACAUGGUAUUAGUAAAAGUGAUUUGCUUGACCCAGAAUCAGAUGAUCUUGCUGUACGUGUUGCUUUGGGAGAAACUCAAGUAAUUGCAGAGACAAAAAAGGCUCUUGCGACUGCUGGAGUAAAUGUAAAAUCUUUAGAAGAAAUUGCUGCUGGGAAUACAGAUGGCUUGAAAAGAAGCAAACAUGUAGUUUUAGUGAAGAACUUGCCAUAUGGCUCCUCAGAAGGUGAACUGGCUCAGAUGUUCGGGAAAUUUGGUAGUCUUGACAAGAUUGUUCUUCCUCCAACGAAGACAAUGGGCCUGGUUGUUUUUCUCCAACCUUCAGAUGCACGCGCUGCUUUUAGAGGUUUAGCGUACAAGCGUUACAAGGAUGCUCCGCUGUAUCUUGAGUGGGCUCCAGCUGAUAUUCUUAAUCCAAGUUUUAUCUCUAAGGAUGAUCAAACGAGUAAUACAGUUGCUGGUCAAGAUGCUGUCAAAAGGGUGAUGCUGGAGCAAAGUGUUGAAGGAAUAUCAGAAGCUGAUAUAGACCCUGACAGAAUUGAGUCUCGGUCUUUAUAUGUCAAGAACCUGAAUUUCAAGACAUCCGAUGAUAGUUUGAAGCAGCACUUUAUCAAACUCAUGAAAGAAGGGAAAGUGUUAAGUGCAAGGAUAAAGAAGCACUUAAAAAAUGGGAAGAAUGUCUCUAUGGGUUUUGGGUUUUUGGAGUUUGACUCGGUGGAGACAGCAACAAAUAUUUGCAGAGAUUUGCAGGGAACAGUUUUGGAUGGUCAUGCACUCAUCCUGCAACUUUGUCACACAAAUAGGGAUGAGCAAGUGACAAAAAAGGUGGAGAAGGAUAAAAGUUCUACAAAAUUACUCGUGAGGAAUGUGGCAUUUGAAGCAACAGAAAAGGAUCUUAGACAAUUAUUUAGCCCCUUCGGCCAGAUCAAGAGCUUGAGGUUGCCAAAGAAGUUUGGAAACCACAGAGGGUUUGCCUUUGUGGAGUAUGUUACGAAGCAGGAGGCCCAAAAUGCACUUGAAGCGCUCUCCAACACUCAUUUGUACGGUAGACAUCUGAUUCUGGAGAGAGCAAAGGAAGGAGAGACACUUGAAGAGCUAAGGGAACGAACGGCUGCCCAGUUUGCUGAUGAGCAGAAUGGAUUCGGCACCAAUUCAAAGAAAAGGAAAAACAUGGCCGUCUUGGAUGAAGGAACCAUGAAAUUUCAACGGGUCACAGACUAAGUUCUCUGCCAGCUUAGCAUUUUCAGCAUUUUUUUUAUCAGUAGGUGCUGGUUCUUGUGUGAAGAGACCAUGAAGUUUCUGGUUUAUGUAGGAAAGCAUAAACUUUGUCGAAUGUAAUAUAUUGCUGCCUCUGUUUAUUACCACACAAACAUACGAAAGGACAAAAUUUUACAGAUUUCACAAUGCGACUCUUAUUUAAGUUUGUGUGUGUACUAUUCAUAGAAGAUGGAGUGGCCGAAAGCAAAGUCGACCAUCGGCCUGAGUUCAUCCCAGCUCCCAUCUUCAAAACACUCUUCCUGCAGUUGCCCGCUGCUUUGCUCGCAGAAGCUGCUCUGGCAUUGAUGAUGAUCAUCGUCAUCUUUAUUGGUGAAGUUCAUCAAUUGGCUGUCUGAACUGCAACAGCCAUGGUUCCAAACCGACGACGAUUUAGAAUCAAUCACAUCGACCAGCUUGUCCCCCAACACUCCGUAUGGAAAACAGCAGCUAUCACCAGCUGAUUCAGAAGCACUUGUUCUGCAACUGUGGGAGUCUGCUUUCUUGCUGUAAGACGCCUCUCGCUUGAAGAUUCGACAGAGCGUCCAAACCUCUGCUUCGUAGGUGUUGCUAGGUGGGAGACGAAACUCGUGCAUCAUCCAGUCGGUCUUGGUGCCUUUCCCGGCGCUUCCCCUGUAGUAAACCAGAGACUUCUUCAGGCCGAUGCAGCAGUCACCACCACCACCGCCGGUGGAAUAAAUGGGCUUGUCGAUUCCGGUGGCUUUCCAGAACCCGCAACCGGCAGUCACCCUGUUGGGCCUCACGCUGUUCUUGUACUUCCUCCCUCUCUUGCAGAAGAAAUACCAUUCCCUUUCUCCUCCUCCCCCUUGUGCAUCUGUUGGGAGAUCCCAUGGCUGAUACUUGUAGACGUCCAGGUGUUUGAUGAUGUCGAUUCGCAGAGCCUUCUUCUCCACUUUCCUCUUGAGAUAAAACCCAACUAGCUCUUCGUCCGUCGGAUGGAACCGGAACCCGGGGAGUGAAAGAGGACCGUCGUCCUGUUCCUCCUCGCCGCCGUUCAUGAUGUUCUUUUUGCAAUGAACGAGGAAGUUUGUCUUCAUCAUCGUCCUCCUCGUGUCGUCCUCCAUUAUUUUAUGUUUGCUUGCUGCAGCUGCUAGUCUUUUUCUCCGAUGCUUACACACUCAAUUAUCAGAAGUCUUACUAACU